Molecule: messenger RNA, 804 nt
Organism: Notodromas monacha
Lineage: Eukaryota; Metazoa; Arthropoda; Ostracoda; Podocopida; Cyprididae
Source: the annotation of a GenBank genome assembly
AGAACCUAUUCAUUUUGGAAUCGUCCGGGGAAAAGGAAAAAUCAGCUGUCUUUGGCCAAAAUGCAUUCCGUGAACUUUGAAAAAAUUUUCCUGACUGUUGCAAUUCUUGCACCGGUCGGAAUUUUGGCUCAAACCUUGGAAGCUUCUUUGCCGCCGGGUUUCAUGAUUUGCGGAGACCAGAUAAUGGAUCCCGCCAAGGGUUCGAAAGUUCGCUUCUGGUGGGGCUACCAUGAAAUGGACCCAUCGAGACUGUUUUUCGUUGUCGCUGCGAAGGCCAAGGGUUACGUUGGCAUCGGUUUCAACAAUCGCGAACAAAUGAAGGGCGCCGACAUGGUUCUCGGUUGGAUCACUUCUAACGGCACUGUUACAUUUGAGGAUCGAUUCGGAAGCACAGACUUUGCGUCACCCAUCUUAGACAAAGAGCAGAACGUGAAGCUCGAGGUGGCCAAGGAAAAUGCAACCCACACUUUGUUUGCUUGGACCCGACCUGCGAAAACAUCCGACACCUCCGGCCAAGACUGGCAGAUCAAUAAUGAGAUGAUAGAAGUUUUGUGGGCUUAUACUGAUGAAGAUCCUAUUGGAGCUCCAGCCAUGCACACGGAGAGAGGACACAUGAAGUUGAAUCUCGUGGAAAAACAUCCUACUUUGGGGAAACCUUGAGCGAAAUAAUAAUAUAGUAAUCUAUCCUCUGGCUUUAUCCAGAAAACAAUACUCAAUUUUCCUGGAAAUAUGAGUGGCAUAAGAAUGCAUUUCGAAAAGGAAGCUUAUUUGAGCAUGCAAUAAAUUCUUUUUAAGCAUCAAAAA